Molecule: messenger RNA, 1510 nt
Organism: Pseudogymnoascus verrucosus
Lineage: Eukaryota; Fungi; Ascomycota; Leotiomycetes; Thelebolales; Thelebolaceae
Exons: 2
Coding region: 481-1317 (278 amino acids)
Biological process (GO): regulation of G protein-coupled receptor signaling pathway
Source: RefSeq, a predicted model, not a curated record
CAAAAACAAAUACGUAGCCCACAAGAACCCACGAUCCUAGCAGUAUCAGCCUGAGACCUGACGAAUGUAGCACGAGGGCGCUCCGCGAAGGAGAGACACGACGUGACUCGGGCUUCCUUCCCUCCUACCGGACAUUUACCCACUACCAUACAGGGACCCUGCAAUUGGCGAUCUUGGACGGUGCGGGACACCGCCCGCCACAGCGGUUUCACAAAAGUCGGCAACCAACAAGUCACCUCACCUUCCCCAAACGCUAUAAGGCACAAUCCCCGCCAAACACGAAAGAGUGGAAAAUAAAACAAUUCCCAUAUCUGUGAUCCAACAGACCAGCUCUCCUCACACACACAAACGCCAUUCCCUCGACCGCAGCGCAACAUCGUCCGACUGCUGCACACACCCCGCGCCCGCCCGCUCCGCUACUCCAACAACGCCGCGCGCACUAGCACGUCUCGGCUCACCGCAGCAGCACCGCCGCCCAAGAUGGCAGCACAGACCCCCGCACAAGAGGAGUUCCAGGCGAUACUCGACAAAGCCUCGCGAGGUGGCGCGCCGACCGACCGCCACCCCGAGGACGCGAAUGGUGGCGCCGACGAGAUCGACGAGGCGGACGAGGAGGCGCGGUACCGCGCGCGCCAGAUGGAGGAGGCGAUGCGGGCGCCGAGUGGGGGAGGGGGAGGGGGGAGACUGAAUCUGCCGCCGCCUAGCUUUGAUAGUGGGAGGACGACGGGGGUGAAGGGGGUUAUUGCUGAUGCGAGGAGUUUUGAGCAGGCGAGGAGGGAGGGGUCGAGGAAGGUGGGGGGGAAGGAGGGGAGGGUUAAUGGAGGGGGGGAGGAGGAGGCGAUGGACGCGUUGGAUGCGCUGGAGGAGGAUGAGGAGUUUUUGGAGAAGUGGAGGGAGGAGAGGAGGAGGGAGUUGGAGAGGGAGGGGAGUGAUAUUAGGAAUAGGAGGACGAGUCCUAGUGUGAGGCGGUUUGGACGGUUUGAUGAGGUUGAUGCGCUGGGGUACUUGGAUGCGAUUGAGAAGGUGGGAAGGGAGACGGUGGUGGUGGUUUUUGUAUAUGAUAUCGAGUGCGGAGUCUCGCAGGUUAUCGAAGAAGCUCUUACCCCGCUCGUCGCGACACAUCCCGAAAUCCACUUCGUCAAGGUGCACUACGACGACAUAGAGUUUGAUAAUGCAGGCGUGCCGGCCAUCCUGGCGUAUAAACAACAGGGAGAGCUGUUUGCGAAUCUCACAUACAUCAUCGACCAGAUACCCGAGGAUACGAACUUUGAUACCCAAGCUUUGAAGAAUGUGCUGAGGAAGCACAAGGUCUUAUAAUCGCAUUUUUCUUUUUGGCUGGGCUCUGUAGGGUACAGACUACGAGGCUAUUGCUGCUAUAUUUGAAGCCUUGGAAGGCAUUGUAUUAUACCUAAGGCGUUUUUGAAACUUUGGGAGAUAGAGGAUGGGAGGAUAGUAAAGGGGCCGGGAAAGGGGCAUAGUUAGACACAACACAAUAAACAACAUACAGCGC